AGAUCAUCAAGUAUCGGAAACAAUACAACCAGUAAAGUCCUUUAUGAAUGUGUUAGGUUGAUCGCAAUGCUAACAAUCUAUGGUUACACGAAAUAGAAAGGCUCUACGUAGUCGGCUAAUGUAUUUACUGCGCUGACAGCGGAGCUCUUUUAAAUAUUUCAACUAUUAUGCAUAAUAUACAGUAUUUUUGGUCUUCUGCUGUGAUCGUUUUUUUUUUGUUUAUAACCAUUAUCGCCAAAGAAAAGAAAGCAUCACAAGAACAAAGACAAGUCUGAAACGCGAAAGUCUUUUUUUAAAAUGCAUCACUUCAGUUCUUGAAAGCAAUGAAGUGAAUCACGGACGGCUGCCAGUUAUGGCGAACAAGUCGCUUUUCUUCGUCACCUUUACUUUGCUGUUUUGGACAAUCAGAUGCAGUUACUCUACUAACACGACCGAUCUCUACAUCGGGGGAUUUUUUGGUGUCAAUAUUAAAAAAGGCGCUUGGAGUUCAGCCGCCCUUAUUCCAAUCUUAGAAAUGGCACUGGAGCACGUGAAUAACGACCCACGCAUUUUAGUGGGCUAUCAGCUGAAAUAUGUGUGGAACGAUUCCAAGUGUGAGAGUGGAUCAGGUAUAAGAGCAAUGCUGCGAAUGAUUGACACUCCUCCACACAAGAUUGUUUUCCUGGGUCCCGGAUGUUCUGUAGCAACAGUACCUGUUGCAGAAGCCGCCCCUUAUUGGCAGGCAGUGCAGAUUGGGUACAGCACGUCAUCGCCACAAUUUUCAGACAAGGAGAAGUUUCCUUUGUACUUUAGAACGAGCACCUCUGAAACAAUGGAAAACCCGUCUAGAGUUGCACUUUUAAGACAUUUUAAGUGGAAAAAAGUCGGCCUCAUAGUACAAAACUUGGAUAUUUACGUACUGACCAAAGAGGCACUUAUUCCAAUGUUGGAGGAAUCAAACAUUACCAUAAUCGCAGCAGAGAGCUUCAAAAAUGAUCCGUCUUCAGCAGUCAAGUAUUUACUCAAGGAGAGAGAUGCGAGAAUCAUAAUUGGUCUGAUGUACGAGGACAUGUUCAGGAAAGCUAUGUGCACGGCCUACAAGGAAGAAGUAUAUGGCAGAAAAUACGUGUGGAUCAUAGUUGGCUGGUACAACGAGGACUGGUGGACAAAAACAGACGUGGAAUGCGAAGGGGAACAGAUGUUAGAGGCUGCGGGUAGUUUGAUAGAAACUCUACCCUUAUCUAUUAGUGCUUCACAAGAACCCACAAUAUCAAACAGGACUGCUGCUGAACUGAAAACAGAUUACGAGGACAGACUUAAAAAGCUGAACUUCACUUACAACAUGUAUGCAGCCUUUACGUAUGACGCCGCUUGGAGUAUUGCCCUUAUGUUGAAUAAGUCCAUUCCUCUGCUUCGAGAAAAGAACAAAACCUUGGAAACGCUGAAAUAUGGCGAUAAAGAAGCAGCUGAGAUCAUGAGAGAUCUUCUGUUCCGUACAGACUUCUGGGGAAUGUCGGGUCAUGUGACGUUCGACCGAAAGUAUGACAGAGAGACGGUGGUGCAAAUUUCUCAAAAUAUACGGGGAAAAAGGAAAAGUGUUGCCAUGUUGGAUAUCCGUAACGGAUCAUUAAUUCUCCUUAACGACAGUUUUGAAUGGGAAGGCGGCCGAAUACCAGGAGAUGGUGUCACAGUUAUCCAAAAAGUGUUCCAAGAAAGACCCGGGACAACGGUGACCUUUUACGUGUUGGCUUGUGCUGGAAUACUGUUCUGUUUGCUUUGUUUACUACUUAACUUCGUUUAUCGAAAGCAUAGGUUCAUAAAAAUGUCAUCUCCAAAGUUCAACAAUAUCACUGUCGUUGGAUGUCUAUUGUCAUAUACUGAAGUGUUUUUAUCAGCUUACAGUAACUCUUCAUCGGCAGAAUACAAUACCUCACUAUGCUACAUAAAUGCUUGGCUACUCUCUACUGGUUUCACCCUGGCAUUUGGGGGAAUCUUUGUCAAGACUUGGAGAGUUUACAAAAUAUUUACAAACAACCAGAUGAAAAGAGAGCUUGGAAAGCUUAGUAACAUCAGUCUUUUCUUGAGGUUAUGUGCUUGUUGGUUUAUAGACGUUAUAAUUUUGUCAACUUGGGCAGCUAUUGAUCCACUUACGAAACAACUCAAGAUGAUCGACGAGGAGGCUGAAGAUAAUGACGAUGAUGUUACGGAGGAGCUGCUGAUUCAUCAAUGCACUUCUAAGUAUUACGUGACGUGGAUGAUGUCGAUCUGCGGAUUCAAAGGGAUUCUAUUGAUUUUUGGUGUUUUCCUGGCCUGGGAGACAAGAAAUGUUACCUAUCCUUCACUGAACGACUCCAAGAACAUCGGUUUAGCAGUCUACAAUGUAUUCAUGUUUUCGUGCUUAGCUAUUGUGACUGAAUUCGUGGUGACCUAUCCACCUCUUCAAAUUUUGGUUGUAAGAUGUAUCGUCUUCGUUGGGACCACGUCGACAAUUUCUUUGUUAUUUGUUCCAAAAAUUCUACGCUUAAGGAAACAGAAUCAGAUAGAUUCAAUGUCUGUCACAGAACCAAGCCGGAGUGAGUUUGAAACACGCGGGGCGACUAAUUCUGAAAUGCGAAUAGAGACGUACAAGAGCAAAAGCUAGAUCUCGCACUAGAUCUCGUAGGACUCCUAAAGAUCUCCGACGAAGGGAAAUCAUCAGUGGAUGGUUAAAGUGCAAUUUUCAUGAGCCAAACUUGAAAAGUUGAAUUAAGUAUAUAAAAUGUUCGACGUCUAAAUGGAUCAAGAACGGUUUCUUCAUUCAGGAAUGGUUCGACAGCUCUUCCCGCCUCACUUGUGUCGAACCAAAUUCAAAAAUCAAUCUAAACUAUUUGAAAGAAGUUCUCCAGGAUCAAUAAAGAGAACAGCUGCGCCGACCGAUCAAAUUCGAUGCUUGAAUCAGCAAGUCAAAGCACUUCUUUUCGAGCUUGAGUUGGUCCAAAUUCGAAUAACCUUCGUCUCAUGAAAAGUUCGGCAUCCGAACUGAAUGUCAUUGAGCAAGGCUGAGGAUAAUUUGAAAAUAUUUAACAGUUAUCUUCGUGUAGUAAGAACAACUGCUCAGACAUCACCUCUUCUCAGCUGAAGAUAAGACAUAUGAAACGAAGUUGAUAAACAAUUUCGAUUUUGAUGGUAGAGUUUCAAAUGAGCUCUUUCAUGAAAAUAAUCGGGAUCUUUCAAUUUUAAAGCAGGAAAAAUUUCGAGAGCCGCUACCAGACAUCACUCCGUCUCUACAUCUGACUCUACCCACACUGAUGCAUUCCUUUUUGCCUAGGGUUGAUUUUUCAGUAAUUCUCACCAUCUCAAUUUUUUAAUUCUGUACAAGAAUUUUCCUAGAUGUAUAAUUUGUAUGUACUGUGCAAAUUUUACGAUAACAACAUCAUCUUCAACAAAAUCAUAUGAAAAUAUACAUAAAAAUCAAUAAACAUAUAACAAUUUUUAUUAUUAAACUCUUAUUCUAUUAAGAGGCAAUUACAUCUGAAAGGAUGCACGAAGAUCACCGCUCGUAGCAAAAAAGAUGACAUGCAGCUGAUUCCACGGCGCAUGCACGCAGCAAUGAGCUAAAUUUGAACAGGAUCCUUUGACACAACAAACGUGACUGUUGGGAAAUCCUUAUUAGUAGCCUCACAACUAAGGUUUUUUGUGACAUCCAAUAUCGUAUCCUGCAGUUAAUCGGAGUAAUCAUUGGAAAUUUAUAGAUUACAAAUUGCAAAUGCAAAUAGAGAUAUUUCCCCCAUGAACGGCCGCAGCUGCUUCUUUAUUUUGUAUCGACAAUCAUCUAUUCUAUCGCUUGUUUUUUUUUCAGGCUGAUACUUUUGCUUUUGCUUCAGUUUUUAAGAAAUAGUUGCUUUGUGAAUGAAGAGAACUUACUGAUUUUAUAACUAACCCUAGUUGAUUUAAACUGCCACUAAGAUACGUCUUUUUGCUGUAAUCGAAUUUCUCGUUUAUAAUUCAGCUAGUAUACUUUUCACAUUAAUCGCAAUUCAAGACCAAUUUAGCUUGACAACUGAAUAUAAUGACUUUAUGCCAGGCCAUGUGACGGCAGAUAGCUGAGCUAUAUUACAAGUAAUUUAUCGACUAACCAAUAGAUAUGAAAUUGACACUUGAA
Molecule: messenger RNA, 4120 nt
Organism: Pocillopora damicornis (cauliflower coral)
Lineage: Eukaryota; Metazoa; Cnidaria; Anthozoa; Scleractinia; Pocilloporidae
Product: gamma-aminobutyric acid type B receptor subunit 1
Biological process (GO): G protein-coupled receptor signaling pathway; gamma-aminobutyric acid signaling pathway
Cellular component (GO): G protein-coupled receptor heterodimeric complex; membrane
Molecular function (GO): G protein-coupled GABA receptor activity
Source: RefSeq, a predicted model, not a curated record